Closterium sp. Yama58-4 is the source of this 5931-nucleotide messenger RNA. Lineage: Eukaryota; Viridiplantae; Streptophyta; Zygnematophyceae; Desmidiales; Closteriaceae. The record is from the annotation of a GenBank genome assembly.
AUGGAGAAAGAACUCCAAGAUCUGCGCAAAGGCGAUGCGGGAACCACUUCCCAACCAGUUCAACCUGGACAACCGGCUGCGAAAAGCCGCGAUACCGCCGCGCACGGCUUCUCCCUCGACUCAGACAAAUCUGCAACAACUGCCCCUCGUCCAAGCGACGAAACCAUCAACUCUGCGCAAGCACGCUUUCUCAGUGUGUCAAAGAUCAAGACUACUGCCGCGUUUGACGGCAAGGAUUUUUAUACAUGGAGUUUUGAGCUUGAGCUCCUCCUACAGACAGCGCAGAUCUACCACUACUUCGACGGCUCCUAUCCUAAACCGGUGGAAGACACCGAAGACGCCCGCGCUCAAUACUACAGUGAGUCGCUCAUGGCGUAUAGCGUUCUGCUGCGCAACAUGUCGCCGGCAGAACAGCUCGGCAUCCGCUCCUAUAAAGAGAGCGCCGCUCCGGCUCUUGAAGCUUGGAAGCACCUCGUGGAGGUAUAUCAGCCGAAGGAUUCCGUCACUGCAAGCCGCCUCCUGCAACAACUCAUGGAGACGAAGAUGGGGCACGGGGAGAAAGCAAACAGUUACAUCAACCGUUGUCGGAACAUCCGUGAUCAAAUCAUCAAGAACGGAAGUUCGAUCUCGGAGGAGAUAUUCGUAAACAUCAUCCUCCAGGGACUUGGGCCCGAGUGGAAGCCCUGCAAGGCACUACUCCGACAACGAGGACAACUUUCCGAAGCCGCGCUAUGCGCCGCACUGCUGACUGAACAGCAGGACAUGGACUCGAGCAGAACGAGUUCCGCGCCACGCCGAGAGCGACUCGCCUUCUACGCGGACAACCGUGAAGAGCGACGACAACCAAGGCGCCAUUACUGCAAAAUUUGCAAAGCCUUCGGGCAUUCAACGGAUCGAUGCAAAUCCCGAUCCAACUAUCGGCACCCGAAUUCCACUCACCACAACAACUGGGUCAGCCGACAAGACGCUCGUCACUCUCAGCCCCAACAACCAGUCUCCCGUCCUCCUGCACAACAACAACAACCACAGCAGUCACAAGGAUCUCAAGGAGGAGCUCCCAGAAACGUAAUCGCAAACAUGGCGACGCGACGCCGCCGCACCGACGAACCUGACGAAGAAGAAGAACUUCAGGGAGUACUGCCGCAAUCAGAGGAGGGGUGGAAUAACCCCCUUACAGAAGAUCACCAUUACCUGUACGACGAAGACGAGCAGGAUUGGAAUCAGCCAAUCACACUGCGGGAAAGCCCGCCACACGACAAUCAAAUCCACGUACCUGUCGGAUGGAAGGAAGACGAAGACCCAUCCUUCUACAGACGCUACAAGGCAACGCUAGUAACACCCCGACUCGCGUUACUACUCCGCAACAACAACAACAAAGAUAAUUACAACACCUGGUACCUGGACAGCUGCUGCGGACAGCACAUGGUGGGUUCGACUCGCUACGUAUCGAACCUCAACCGCGCCCCCGCAACUUGCGUCACCGUUGCUAAUAGCCACCAACUGCGCGCCAACUCCCAAGGCAUUGUCGUCCUGCAAGCACGAGACAGCAACACCCACAUCUCGUUCAACGACGUGCUCUACGUCCCAGACCUGCGCUUUAAUCUGCUCUCAGCAGGACAACUUCGCGACUGCGGCGUCAUACUCACCACCGACCUGGCCACGCGCGACCUCAUCCUCACGUACGCCCCUCCAGACACACCUCCCGAGUCGUUCAAAUACCUCGGUCGAGCCCGCUCCAUAAACGGGAUCUACGUUCUGGACUUCGACGUACCAAGCUGUAAAGCCUCAUCUGAUGAGCUCGUGGACCUGGUCCCCCUCGAAUUCGCCUUCAUGAAUGAAGAAUCGUGGCAACAUCCUGAUGGACGGCCAUGGAUCCGCCGCAGCCCGCAUCCGCGCGAAAUCAAUCUGCACAACCCCGACAUCAACGGACUCUGCACCACCUGCCACACACCCGCGGCAAGCCGCACGGAGCAAGUCGAGAGGCAGUACGCUGCGAUCCAAGAGGCGGAAAGUGCUGAACAAGAACCCAGCGGCAUGACCGAGGAAGAACUCGCAGUAUCAACUUACCGCAUCUUCGGAGAAGAAAACAAGCAAUGGGGUCACCAGCCUGAUCCGCGCCCCGCACCACGUUCCGACACCCUCCGAUUCAUCCUCGAGGCCAACGCCACCACCAUAGACGAGGAAGGACGCCCGCGCCCGUACACCCGCGAAGUCUACCGCCGGGAAAUUGACCCAGCCUGGAAAGACCCUGAUGAGGAAGAGGAGUUAAGCGUCAAGGAGGAACAAGACAAAGCCAGGGCAGAGAAGAAACAAAAGUUGUAUGAAGAACGCCUCGCAGCAGGCUGGAGCGAGGAGUCUGCACGACGAGGCGGAUGGGGAGACGAUGACUACGAGCCCGAGACCGGCGCUACCUGGGCAUCAGCCACUGGAGCAUGGGGAGCCAGCGGCAGCGGCAUGGUUACCACUGGAGGCUGGGGCACGGAAGAAACAACUGAAACGGACAUAACCCAAGAGGAGCUGAAGGAAGCAGAACAGGAGAUGCGCGCCGAACGUGGAGAAAAAUCACCCCGUGUCGCCAUACCCCUCGGACGACCGCCACCUCGACGCUCACCACCCCGCUCACCCUGGCGCUGGGAUAGCACCUGGACGGAGCUUGAGAAGGGGGAUGUACCUCUAACACCUGUCCGAGACUCUCUUGGUCCAAUCUCCCGUCCAGAUCCAUACGCCCGCUUCAUCGAAGGCACAACAACACCGCUCACCAUCAUCCCCGACCGCGAAUUUCUCGCCCUUUAUCUUUCGACCGCGCCUGCAGAAGGGGAGACAACCGCAGAAGAAGAAGCAGAAGGAGCAGAAAACGAAACAGAACCAGGAGAAGAGGAGGAACCACCGCUCCAGAUCCCACAAGAAACAGAGGAGGAUGCAGCGGAGCAUCGCGCACGCUACAUGCGCAGCAGCGGCAUUCGCGCCGAAGACGACCUCUGGCACCAGCGACUCGGGCAUCCCUCGCGCCAGACUCUCGCCAACUGCCUCCGCGCCAAGGUCUUCCCCCCAGGAGCACUUCUGCGCCCCGACGGCACCGAACCACACAACACUUCACAUCCACUCACCUGCACCGUCUGCCCCACUGCAGCCCUCACUCACAGCGCAUAUCCUUCACUGGAGCCAAGCACCAACCGCUACAAGAAACUGCAGAAGGUGUACAGCGACUUCAUCGUACUCACCUGCGACGGACUCAACGGCGAAAAAUACACGCUGACCUUCAUCGACGCCUACUCUCGCCACGUCUGGAUCGCCAACGUCGACGCACGGUCCAAGGCUCCAGAAGUCUUCCGGAUCUGGCUUGCACACGCACAGCGACAGUCAGGGAGGAAGCUGAAAAUCUGGCAGAGUGAUGGCGCCAAGGAGUUCCGCAGCCACGAGCUGGAAAGCGUCCUCACCGAAAAGGGGAUCAAGCAUGAGAUCUCUCUCCCCUACGCUCAUCAGCAGCAAGGAGUCGCAGAGAGGGUAAACCGCACCCUCAUGACGAAAGUACGCGCCGUCAUGAACCAGUCCGGACUCCCCAAGAAGCUCUGGCCUUACGCCAUGAACCACGCAGUACGCCUAUACAACCUCCUCUCCACCACGGCCAACAGAGACAACCUUUCCCCACACAUGAAAUGGACCGGCACAAAGGGAGAUCCCUCCAUGCUGAGGGUUUGGGGGUGCAUGGUGCAGUACCGGCCAACUUCGGCACACAUCGGCAAGUUUACUGAACGUGCACGAUGGGGGGUUCAUCUGGGGCUCAGCAACGAACACAAGGGCUGGCUCAUUCUCGACAUUGACAGCAAGGAGAUUGUCCCCGCGCGUGACGUCCUCUUCUACGAAAGGCUCACCUUGAAGCAGUGGAUCAAGGAUGAACAACGCAACCAAGCUCGCGGCUAUGUCAACAGCGGUCGCAGCUUUGCAUCUCCCGAGGAUGAAGCAGCAGCAGCAGCCUUCGAUCGCGACGACACCGACGAUCAUCCCGGCAUCCCGCCUCGCCCCCGCACGGACGAUGACGACGACGACAGCGACGACGCACCUGCCCCUGGACCAUCCCGCCGCGACACCGCCCCAGGAACUUCCUCACCUGCUCACGAGAGCGACGAUGAUGACGUGGUGGAAGUCCCCAUCACCGACACCACAGAAACCACAAACGUGUCCGGUCUGCAACUUCUCGGGCUCCACACCUCCGUCUCCGCCAUGGCUCGCGCCGUCGAACCAAAGAACCCGCGCCAAGCCCUCACCGGCCCGCACGCCAAAGAGUGCCGUGCAGCUAUGGACGCCGAACUAAAAGCGCUGGAGUCCCGUGACACAUGGGUUCUCGUCGAUCGUGCAGCAGUGAAGGGGAGGAGGGUGCUAAGCGGAAAGUGGGUUUUUCGACUCAAGACUAACGCUGACGGAACCAUCGAACGCUUCAAGGCACGAUGGGUGGUCCGAGGCUACGACCAGCGCCACGGCAUCGACUUCGACCAGACUUUCGCUCCUGUCAGCCGUCACACCUCCGUCAGAAUCCUACUCGCCAUAGCCGCCGCUAAGCAUCUGCCACUGCGACAGAUCGACGUGAAGAACGCAUUCCUAUAUGCGUUAGUGGACGCAACCAUCUUUGUGGAGCAGCCACACACCUACGGAGAAGGAGAUCCCAGGGUCUGCCAGCUGAAGAAAUCCCUCUAUGGGAUCAAGCAGGCGCCUCGUCUCUGGCAGCAGCACCUGCACAAAAUUCUACUGGAAAUCGGCUUCAGGCAGCUGCCACACGACCCGGGAAUGUACCGCCUCCACUUCAACGGCGACUACAUCCUCCUCACCGUCUACGUCGACGACCUGCUCUAUACGGGCACCUGCAACACGCUCCUUAACCAGUUCGAGGAAAACCUGGCGAAGCGCGUGGACAUCACCAUCAACCACAACGUCACUCAGUUUCUGGGCCUGAACAUCACCUACGCGCCAGAAGCAAUUCAUCUGUCAGCUUCAAAGUACGCAGAGCAGCUGGGAGAACGGUUCAACAUCUCACGCGCACCACUCUCAACUCCCUACCGCAGCCCCAGCACCAACUACAAACCGGACAACAAGCCCUUGUCUCCCGCGGGGCUCCAACUGUACCAGCAGCAGCUGGGCUGCCUGCUGUUCGCAUCUGUCACAUGCCGACCCGACCUUUCGUACAUCGCCAGCCAACUGGCACAGUACUCCCGCAAACCAGUAGCCGAGAACCAGCUGGACCUGGAGCGCGCCCUGCAAUACUUCAUUUCCACGCCUGACAUCGGCCUCUCCUACUCCACGCUGUCAACGACAUCCUUCAACCUCAACGGCUACGUGGACGCUGACCAUGCUGCUGACCCAGCAAAUCGACGGCCCGUAAGGCCCGCGCGCCGCCUCUACACGCCUGUCGGGCCCGCACACACGCUGCUACCGCGCGCUGCCCGCACCGAGAUCGCGCAGCCCGCCCCGAGUCGCGCGCAGCCCGCUGCAGCCACGCGCAGCCCGCACCGAGCCGCGCGCAGCCCGCUGCAGCCGCGCGCAGCCUGCACCGAGCCGCGCACAGCCCGCUGCAACCGCGCGCAGCCCGCACCGAGCCGCGCGCAGCUCGCAGCUGCCGCGCGCAGCCCGCGCCGAGCCCGCGCAGCCCGCGUCGAGCCGCGCGCGGCCUGCUACGGCCUCGCGCAGCCCGCGCGCGGCCCGCAGCAGCUCGUGCCGAGCCGCGCGAGGCCUGCUCCUGCCUCGCACGGCCCGCGCGCGGCCCGCAACAGCCCGCGCCGAGCCGCGCGCGGCCCGCUACUCCCUAGCGCGGCCGCGCGCGGCCCUUUGCCUCGGCCCCGACCUGCCGCUGAUGCGGCCCCGCCCAGCAGCUGCCAUGGCCCCGACCUGCCGCUGAUGCGGCCCCGCCCUGCAGCUGCCACGACCCCGACCUGCCGCUGA